Messenger RNA from Porites evermanni, 10009 nucleotides. Lineage: Eukaryota; Metazoa; Cnidaria; Anthozoa; Scleractinia; Poritidae. The record is from the annotation of a GenBank genome assembly.
AUGACCGUGGACGUCUCUGCCAAAGUGAAAAAAACUGGAGUACCAGCAGAGUUGAAAUCUCUUGUUAGGAUGAACGCAUGGCGUCGUACUAUAACCUCGUGUGGGUUUUGCUACUCGUUGUAAGUUGACCACUGACAUGCACAGCCAUCACGUUAGUCUAUAAGCAGUUUAUCACUUACAAAUCAUAACACGUCUUGCUUCUCACUGCAGCUAACUGAGGCACCUCUCCAAAGUCACAAUGCUUCUACGGACAUCUCUCCAUCGACAAGACCCUCCUGUGCGAAAUACGCGGUAACAGACUUUCGAGAUCUUUUUUUGUGUGCGUUUGUUGAUGUGUGCACUUAAAUUCUUAUAGAUUACUGUUCUAUUGUGUUUUCAAAAAUAAUUACGCUGUGCAUAUUCCAUUUGUACUCGUGUUUAUAGCUACAAGAGAACCUUAAUUCCUUCUUGUGGUUGGUGAAGAGAGAUCCGCCAGCUUAUUUCUUCGGAACGAUACAUGUGCCGUAUACACGAGUAUGGGAUUAUAUACCGUCAAACAGCAAGGAUGCCUUCAGGACGAGCCAGUACGUCUAUUUUGAACUUGAUUUAACUAACAAGGCUACAGUGAAUGCACUAUGGAGAUGUCAAAUGCUACCCAAGGGAGGACUUCUUAAGGACGUGUUGCCGCGAAGUAUUUAUCGACGCCUCUACAGGCACUUACGAUAUAUAAAAAAAAUGAUUCCGGUGUGGCUUAGAGACAAAGACGAUGAUUAUCGGCAAGGAAUGGCGCCGUACGCUGACAAGAUAUUUCAGCUUUUGACCAAAGAUUGGCAACAAAAGCGACCAAUAUGGGUUAUGCUGAUGGUCAAUUCUCUGACCAAAAGCGACAUUAAAAACAGGGGCAUUCCAGUGCUUGAUCAGUACCUGGCGUCCGAGGCCUCCAGGAACGAAAAGUUCACCGGAGCUGUAGAAGAGGUGGAGGAACAAUGUCGGCCGCUUAAUUCUCUCAACGACACACAGGUUUGUAGAAAAAAUUACAUAAUCCCGCAAAGCUGAUCAUGGGCAAAUGUUUUUCAGACAGAAUGCAGCUUACCGCUGACAAAAGUGGAUUAAAUGAAUUGAAACUAACAACAUUAAAUAUUUAGAGUUAAAUUGCACGCGACAUUUAAUAAGUGAACAUUUCAUUGCCCUUUAGAACGCGCCUUCAAGGGCCUCAUCCCGCGAGAAUUUAUGCGCGUCAUUGAAGCGUGAUACACGUUUUUAGGCUGUUUCCUUGAUAUUUUUCUUGCGUGAGCCGACUGGGGGGAAUACUUCUAUUACAACGCGUGAUAAUCUGUGAGUCAUCUUGGUGGUAUUCCCGGUUUUGGAAGAAACCUGUAAAAACCGUAUGGCAGUGCAUUAGCUUAGCAGCGAGAUUUUGUUUUUUUAAUGUGUGGACGCGUACAAAAUGGUCAUUGUGUUUAUCUUAGAGGUGUUGUGUAUACGGCCGUCACAAACAGUGUUCACAUCUUCUAAAUCAUGUUUUGUUAAUAGGGCUUUUCACGGUAAUUUUAAUGUGAAUUUCUGAAACGGCUUGUCAGGGUUUGAUGGCAACGUGACACAAGACAUCGCAAGGCUUUAGUUUCUCUACCUGGUACCUGAUACUUAAGAGCUAAAAUUAAUUCGAGUCUCUUCCUCUUUUACCGCAGAACGUGCUCUUUUAGUCAGUUUGUGGGUAAGAGUAUACGUGCGUGCUCAAAUUACCUAGUCUCUUUGAUGUGUUUUCUAUGUUUAGGGUUAUUGUUACGUAAAGCUAAUAAGCUAUAACCCUGUAAUAAAAACCAUUGGCGAGAUAAAACCGUGAGUAAACCUUGUUCGACUUGUGUUAGUCAAUUAAGUAAAGCGGAUUCCACGCGUGUACGCCAUUUUUCUUCAUUACCACUGGGACAUUCUUAGAGGCGGCUUUUCCUUUCGGUGUCCUGUGUUGGGCUCCGACUACAGUAUCAGUUACAAUGUUGUUUGAUGCAGCUUUUAUCGACUCUGAUAUGAAAACAUCUCGCAUCUUGUGUGUCAUUAAAAUUUCAUUACAAUCACGCCUUCUAUGUGAAAAGAUUUCCUUGCCGCACUUGGGACUAUCAGCUUAAUUACUCUGUUACUGGGGGAACAUGCACUGAAAAUAGACCUGAUCGACGAUUUUAGCCCUAAUACGAUGAAAUCCACGUAGCUUUUCAAUGAGUGGCAGCGUGGUUCUUAUGUCAACAAACUAUUUUGUAGACAAUAGUGUUAAUUAAAUCAAGAACAUGUCCUCCGCCGCGACAGAUCGAGAAAAGGCGUUUUGAUUCAGGUCAUAAGGAACGAUUGCAAUCGGUUUUACCUCACCGCAGUGUCAUUUAACUGAUGCCCUUGCUGAUCAUAACGUCACUUUCUUGAAAUACGCAAUUGUAUUUGCGAUAAAGAGAGUUGAAUAGUUGUAUUAAAAAUGGGUCGAGAGACCUACAGACGAACAAACAUUUUCCACUUGUACUGAUCACUGUCCAAUACGUUUUCUCUGUCUCUGGUAACGUGUGAAGCGUUGCAUCGUUUCUCCGGGGCAGAUUUUAGAGCCCAAACUAUGAACUUUCACAAUGCGUUUCGCUAUUGUGUUCGCUAAGUCUGUUAUUUAUUCCAUUAGCUUUAUGUUCGUUGACUUAAGCGAUAAAGGGCGGUUCUUUUUGAUGUUUAAAAUUAAAAGGUCUCUUGAUCGGGAAUCGUUCCGCCACUUGCACACAAAUCUGGGCGAGACUUUUUCAUAGUACUAUUUUGAUAAACCCGGGGUUGAAGCUUAUCUUAAAUUAGUUUUAUCUGUUGUUUUUGUUAAACAAGAAAAUUGUUAUUAUGUUGUGUCGAACAACAAUAGGGGUUUUCAAUAAGGUUUGAUUUAUAACGCAGAAAACAAAUUGCGUGAAAGGCUUUUAUCUCGAAUGCGCUCUCUUGCUCCCCGCUCUUGUAACAUUGUUUAAGUAAGAAAGAUGAAAACCUCUCUCCNGAACAUGCACUGAAAAUAGACCUGAUCGACGAUUUUAGCCCUAAUACGAUGAAAUCCGCGUAGCUUUUCAAUGAGUGGCAGCGUGGUUCUUAUGUCAACAAACUAUUUUGUAGACAAUAGUGUUAAUUAAAUCAAGAACAUGUCCUCCGCCGCGACAGAUCGAGAAAAGGCGUUUUGAUUCACGUCAUAAGGAACGAUUGCAAUCGGUUUUACCUCACCGCAGAGUGAUUUAACUGAUGCCCUUGCUGAUCAUAACGUCACUUUCUUGAAAUACGCAAUUGUGCUGGCGAUAAAGAGAGUUGAAUAGUUGUAUUAAAAAUGGGUCGAGAGACCUACAGACGAACAAACAUUUUCCACUUGUACUGAUCACUGUCCAAUAAGUUUUCUCUGUCUCUGGCAACGUGUGAAGCGUUGCAUCGUUUCUCCGGGGCAGAUUUUAGAGCCCAAACUAUGAACUUUCACAAAGCGUUUCCCUAUUGUGUUCGCUAAGUCUGUUAUUUAUUCCAUUAGCUUUAUGUUCGUUGACUUAAGCGAUAAAGGGCGGUUCUUUUUGAUGUUUGAAAUUAAAAGGUCUCUUGAUCGGGAAUCGUUCCGCCACUUGCACACAAAUCUGGGCGAGACUUUUUCAUAGUACUAUUUUGAUAAACCCGGGGUUGAAGCUUAUCUUAAAUUAGUUUUAUCUGUUGUUUUUGUUAAACAAGAAAAUUGUUAUUAUGUUGUGUCGAACAACAAUAGGGGUUUUCAAUAAGGUUUGAUUUAUAACGCAGAAAACAAAUUGCGUGAAAGGCUUUUAUCUCGAAUGCGCUCUCUUGCUCCCCGCUCUUGUAACAUUGUUUAAGUAAGAAAGAUGAAAACCUCUCUCCUUAGGGCAUUAUUGUUCAACCACCACCUGCUUAAAUUGUGGUUUUUCGUUUUCUUUGAAAUUUUAAAAGAACGUUGUCGUGUGGCAACGCAGUGUCAUAGAGAGAUAGAGGAAAACAAGAAACAAAAAAUAGGCCAAGAACACGAUUUGGCUUUGUAUUUAAGGCAUUUGUAUCUGGGAAGCCCACGUAUGACAAGAAAUGUUUUUAUGUUCCGAACUAACAAACAUCAUUUUUUUAUGAUUUCGUUUAAAGGCCUGUUAAUGCGUUCACGGAAUGAUAAGGUAACCUUAGAGCGAGCAAAUGUGGCAUUGUAGAAACUGAAUUGACCAUAUUUGCAAACUUGUUAACGAGAACCUAACUUGCCCUCUUUUGUAAGUUGAACCUCAGGGCAUAAAAACCCGAUAAUUUAGUAUAUCGAGAAAGAUAAAAUGUGUAAUCGAUUCAAUACAUACAUCUGCAUUUUGAAGAUAAUCUUGAAUUUUGAGAAAUCAAACAAACGCGAAAGUGUUUCCUCUUUCUAGACUUUGCUACACUGCAAAACUAUCACGUCCUAUGAUAACCAAACAACCUCAAUUAUAUAGUUGUCUUAUAUCAUUACCGGCCGCAAUGAACUUAUGUCAUCGAUAUACGGAUUCCUUUCACGUUUUAGGUGGCUGCAUGUUCUUGAUUCGUGGGUUUUGGUAAAUUGGGUGUUAACUAAAUAUCAGUAUUACAUUUAUCCCAAAUGAAGAAGUAGUCGCCGUCUUUUGUAUUUUCGGGUCUGUCUCCCCAUAUAUAUACAAGAAAUCAAUGGAGAUAAUAGUCCAGAAAAGAGAUAAGACUUCAGCAGUAUCAGUAAUCCAUGUUUAUUUGCGGUGUACCGAUUUAAUCUUUUUGUUAGCCAAGAACCAUUUCUCGUAUAGCCGAAGCAUGAUUUGACAAAAAUUCUUUCGCAUCUUUUCUUUUCUUCAAUGACAAUGAAUUCUACACUACAGGGAAAUUUUCAUCCGUCAACGGUUUUUGAUUUUAUACUUAGCAGCAAGCAAUUUUGAAAAUCAUGGAAAAGACAGUUUGAUGAUCUCUCUGUGAGAAAAGACAUAAAAAGGGAAAACAGUUAGAACCAUAUUAUCGUAGCGCUAUUUUAGGCGUCAGAAUUUGAGGACGUGAAUGGCUGCAUUUUUUUACCUUCCGUCCUGACUCGUGUUCAAUAAAUUUAACAUUAUUUUUCAAUUUACACGAUGUGUCUCAAUAUAGCUCAGAGUCCAAAUUCAAAAAAAAAUUCUGAUGUCUACCAUUCAGCAGGUUGUUUCAAAGAAGUCCGAAAGUUUUUUUAACCGAAUUUUGUCUGUAAACUGUAAGCCGUCCAACCAUAAUUCACCACAUUUCACCGCCAUCAAAACAAAAUUACGUUGCAGAAAUUUAGUUAGAACGGGAAAUUAUAGAAGUGGGUUGUUUUUUUUGUUAUUUUCAGUAAGUUUAUGGCGUCAGACACACUUGAUCCGGUUCAUUACAGCACGUUAUAACGUUUUUUUAAGCCGCAAAGUCAAUACGAGGGAUCAUUAAGUUGGUCAUUCCACGUCCUCCAAAUUUCUAAAAUAGAAAGUCAUAACUCACAAUUAUCUCCUCUGUCUCAUUCAGUAAUUAUUUAAUGGAAUAACAUCAUCUGAUUUAUUGCCCAUACAGGCGCCUCACUUUCCAACCAUGCGGCCCGCCUAAAAAUAAAUCUUCUAAAAAUGUGUAAAAACCCCUCUUGCCUGCUAAAAGUGAGAAGAAGUGUUCAUUUUGCUCCGUUUGUCCUAGAGUAAAUUACCAGGGGACGUGAAAUGGAAUGCUAACUGUCGAGUGUGUCUUUUUGUUUCUCGACAUUUGGUCAAAAGUUUCUCAAAAAUUUGGAUCGUGAGUAAGCGUUAAUGGCCUGGCAAGAUUAUCUGUUUGUUUGUUUUUUUCUGGCUAGACUGCUUCUGCAACCAAUCCGCGGCCGCAAAUCUUCUAAAGUGCUUAAAGUUUUCGGAACUUUAUUCCCACAAUGUAAUUUUACCCUCUCGGAUUUGUUAGAGAAUCAUGCAAAUGUCAUGUGUUAACAUCUGACUCUGUGGACGAAACCUUUAGGUGCAACCAUUCAGCGCGGCAGAUGAAGGAGGUCGCUCCUGUACCUUCACAUGGUGUUUUUGUUUUUCAACAUUUUACGAAAAUAGAUUUGUUUUUUACUGCAUUUUUAUGUGGACACUCUUUAACUGAGAGUGAGUACUUAAGUUGAGUGUUAACGCUUAUCACAAUGUAUUUUUGGGCCACGUCCAGGGGUAAUCGUGCAGAUUCGAGAAGAUGCGCCAAAUGGGUCCAUUAAUUGAUUGAUUUUUUAUGACCGCGUGUAGUGAGUCGGCAAAAAAGCUAAUGGACUACUUUCAGAGAAAUUCUUGUCAUACUUUUACUAAAACUACCUUUUCUCUCAUGAAAAACGGCCCUUGUCGAUAACACAGAGGUGUCAUUUUCAAGACAAUUCUUGGACGAAAAGAGAACGUUUCUUUUACACUGGAUACCAUAAUAUGACAUGAAAAGAUAAACGAAACCCGGUCAUCUUGCAAACCUUGUCUUCUUCCCGAAGUUAAAGACAGCUUUUAAGAGUUAACGUGUACACAUGACAGAGAUACUUCUUAACAAAAGGAAACACUUUCUGUUGCUGCAAUAACUCUUUGGGCUGCCGCGUUAGUCUGAGUUUUUAAAAGCAAGGGCGUGGUUUUCGAGGGCCUCAAAAACCAAGCCUUUACACUUCUCAAGAGUAAUGCCUCAUUAGCAAGAACUUGUUUACAACUCUACAAGAGUAUGCGGUAGAGUCGUACAUGCAAGCAUGUGAACCGCAAGACAAAUAAGAGAAGUGUACUCCGCCCUCAAGAUGAAUUAAUGGCUGUACGAGUUCCGUCAGUUCAGAGGUUAAAGUUAACCCGUCACGUGCGAAAUAACCUGGUAAACAAUAUGUUAAGGUGGCUCCGUAAUUAAUACUAGAGCAUUUUGCUGUGACAAAUUUUUCGUCAUAACUUUCUCGAUUUUAACGCGAUGGCUGCGAAAAUUUGCAAAGAACAACAGAUAUCAUUCGGCAAUAAUACGAAAUAUUCCGAUUUCAUUGAUGGUAAAUAUUUCUUGAGAAAUUAGCGCUUAAAAGGACCCUAAUAUUCAAAGAAAAUCGCGUCUUGUAAAAAAUUUUGCUGAUAUUUUUUACUGAAAUUUCUGGCAUCGGCUUCAAUUGAUAUAAUAAAUAUGCCAGAGGAAUUUCAGAAAAAUCGUUGGAGCAGAAGUCCGUAACUAAAAGUCGCUCAAAAUUCAGCUGUGAAAUUGUUUUGGAAUUUCCAAAAUAAAUUACUAUCAGGAAGAAGGAGCCACCAGUUUGAAUUUUCGGUACAAGUAAAUUCAACAUUUGCUAAUUCUUAAAACAGAAGCCGAUUGCCUAUCGUGCUAUUCUUUAAAAGGUACUUUUUAGUUUUAGAAGCACUAUAAAUUGCUCCAAACCUUGCUCUGAAGUAGAAUUACUUGUUCUUCGACAGUUUUAAAAUAUCCCUCGGCAGUUUUGGCUCAAACUCCUGCUGCAUACAUUUUGAUGUAUUGCAAUGCAUUUUCAACGACUUGUAGUGCUGUUUGUUGCUUCCAACACAGGAAAAAAGUAUUGAGAUUGGACGCUACCUCGUAUCAGAGCUCAGAUAGAACUGUCCAACACGUUUGUUUAUGACUACAAAAUGAGCACGAGCUGCAGUUCUGCGAGGAAUUGUCACCUCACCCAGGGGGGACGAACGACAAUGAUGACCAUGCCUGUGAACCGAAUAACAUCACAGUGCAAAAUAAAAUUAUCGCAAAAAUACUGCCCGUGAAUAAAUUUACAACUCUGAAAUUUUUGUCACUCCUUCCUUCAAUGAAUGGGUAUUUUUUUCUUGAUUAUUAUGUUUUGCUCUGCAAUACAUGUUUACACAGAUCGGUUCACAGACAUGGGCAUCAUUCUCUAUUUUCCAAUUCCCCAUAAUACACUCUGUUUGCCCCCCAAAUUUUGCAUAAACCAUUGUUUUUAAAUGCUCCUGGGAGUAUUGCAUUUUCCCAAGAGCAUUUUAAGACAAUAAGUUAUGCAAAACUUGGGGGGCAGACAGAGUGUAUUAUGGGGAAUUGGAAAAUAGUCAAUUGUCAUUCGUCCCCCCUAGCUGAGGUGCGAAUUCCUCGCAGAGCUGCCGCUCGUGCUCAUUUUCUGGUCAUAAACAAAGGUGCUCGACAUUUCUGUCUGAGCUUCGAUACAAGGUAGCUUACAAUCCCAAUACCUUUUUCCUGAAUUGGAAACAACGUACAGCAGGAAAAGCCGUUGAGGAUGCAUUGCAAUACAUCAAAAUGUAUGUAGAAGGAGUUUGAACCAAAAUUGCCAAGGGAUAUUUUAAAAAUGUCGAGGAACAAGCCAUUCGACGUCAGAGCAAACUUUGGAGCAAUUUAUAGUGCAUCUAAAACUGAAAAAUACCUUCUAAAGAAUAGCACGAUAGGCAAUUGGCUUCUGUUUUCAGAAUUAGCAAACACUGAAUUUACUUGUCCCGAAAAUUGAAACUGGUGUCUCCCUCUUCCUGAUAGUAAUUUAUUUUUGAAAUUCCAAAACAAUUUCACAGCUGAAUUUUGAGCGACUUUUAGUUACGGACUUCUGCUCCAACGAUUUUUCUGAAAUUCCUCUGGCAUAUUUAUUAUAUCAAUUAAAGCUGAUACUAGAAAUUUCAGUAAAAAAUAUCAGCAAAAUUUUUUACAAGACGCGAUUUUCUUUGAACAGUAGGGUCCUUUUAAGCGCUAAUUUCUCAAGAAAUAUUUACCAUCAAUGAAAUCGGAAUAUUUCGUAUUAUUGCCGAAUGAUAUCUGUUGUUCUUUGCAAAAUUUCGCAGCCAUCGCGUUAAAAUCGAAAAAGUUAUGACGAAAAAUUUGUGACAGCUAAAUGCUCUUGUAUUAAUUACGGAGCCACCUUAACGACUUUUUUUUAGAUUCACAACAGGUCAUUUUUCAACUUUUAAGAAAGACUUUUUCUUUGCGGUUGAGAUAUCCCGAAUAGGAUUAUGUCCUUUUCCCUUGUUACAAGUUGCACGUCCCAAUAAGCAACUUCUUGACAAUCUGAAUAAUCGGCGCAUUUGCAAACGAACGCGCCCGGCUUAAAAAUGCCUUAAUUUGUAGGCUGGUAAUGUUAUAAAAGCUAUUCGGUACAGUGUGAAAAUAACGUAAUAUAAAGUUUUCUGUUUUGCCUCUUCUCAUUGUAGGUUAUUUUUGCUUUGAACCAAACACUAAACUUCCAAGAAAAGUUACGGGUUGGCAAAGCAACAUUAGCAUACACGACAGAUGACUUAAUAGAUCACUACAACUGCGGUGAUUUGAACACGGUGUUGUUUUCCACGCAAACAACGCGGCUGGCAAACAUGAAUUCUAACUCAACACUUAAAGAACUGGAAAUGCAGGCUACCAGAGACAUUGAUAAAUACUUCAAGACAGAACUUAUCUUCAAAAGAAAUGAACUCAUGGCAAAGAGAGUUAUUGAUCUGUUAAACAAACACCCGGAGCGGAAUUUCUUUUUCGCGUUUGGCGCGGGUAAGUGCUUCAUCAACAUUCUUCACCAACAGCAAAGACUCCCAUUGGCUGCCUCAGUAUCAUGUGACAUCUAACAACGUAACUGUUUCCCGCCAAAACUCUCCCGAAAGUUGCUCUUCAGAGUAAAAUAAUUGUGAUACUUCGAGAAAACUUUAUGCUAAAAUUUAGCCAAGAAUGUAACACUUUGAGAAGCACAACAACUUGGCUGGUCUUGUCUUGGGUUGGCCUUUCGUCCAAAUGUUGGCUGCAAAAAGCUAGUUUUCAUCCACAAAGGCGCCAUUCUCGUUAUUAACCUUCUAAACUCCUUAAUGGUAGCCAAUGCGAAAAAGUCGCAAAAUUUUAAAUUGCUUUUUGUAAACUCCAGAGAUAUAAACAGCACUACGCAAUUCUGCCCCAGAGGUUUCAUUUGUUUGGCAACGCAAUAGGAUUGCGUCCACCCAUUUAAAAGUAAGAGUGUCCUGCCCUCAUUAUAUCUGUUGAUUAAGUGUUACCUGUUGGUACUUUUGCAGGGCAUUUUCUUGGAAAUCACAGCAUUAUUGAUAUCAUGAAACGCGAAGGAUUUACAGUAGAUCACUUAGGACCCAAUCAGAAAUUACCAAGGUAA